AUGCAAGCAAUUACAAACGCUACGAAUCUCUCGAAUUGGACACUCAGCUUUGUUCUUGGAGCAGCAGCAGCUCUAAAGUGUGGUGCACGUGAAGGCGUUCCUGGUGAACUUCCAAUCAGCGACAUUUUACUUGGGGUGACCAGUCAGGUCAAGAAUGGCGUUUCCGGUGACAAUGUGUUUAUUGGCCUUGAUACCCAGUGGGCACGGAUGAUGUUGAAGUCGUUUGAGACGCGAAAGAUGAAGUUCAGCUACUUGUUGAUUAACGACAAAGCGAAACCAUGCCCUGAGUGCAAAGAACGUUGUCCGAUGGUGGUUGAUCCAAUGACAGUGGCUGCUGCUCAUAGCAAAGAAAAGGAAAAGGAUACCAAGAAUGUCGCUUCAGCUCUAGCAUCUGCACAACCCAUAUUAUUGGAGGCUGUUCAAUUCCUUGAUGAGAUUCCAACGGGCAUUGAUCCACCGCAAAUACGACCCAACAUGUUUUAUUCUUUGGUGACCGACUAUGUGGAUUAUUCAGAAGAACGUGGCACCCUCUACAAAGUGGUGCAUAAACCCAAAUGCAUUCCAAGCUUGACCAUUGACAAACGUGCCACCGAAUUUUUAUCCGACAAAUUAUCCAAACGACUUUCAUCGAUGAGCAACAACGCUGCUGUGGAAUGGUGCAAAUCAAUUAUCGAUGACAUGUGCAAGCAAGUGAAUAGUUGCAGAGAGGCCAACGAGUGGGAUCAGCGUAUCAUUGGAAGAAUACAGGAUUUGAUGCAUUAUCCCGAUCCAAAGCAACAAGGCGACGUGUAUGUUAAUGAAGUCAUGGAUCGAAUUCAUUCUCGUUUGCCUGCCAUGUUGGAGCGUUUGCGUUUGGACACAUUUACAGCACACCAGGGUGAUGAUAUCAAAGAGGAGUACACUAUUGCCGACAUCCCUACUUGCUUCAUUGUUUACUUUGGAAUCAAGCGCGCCAUUGCCAUGAGUCAACGUAUUUACAACGACAAUGCACUCGUUUUUAUGGGAUACAAUAUCAACUUGGCCCAUGAGAUCAUUCGUGAUUUGACCGAAAUCCAAUCCCAAAAUAUAGGCGGUUAUUCAAGUCGCCUUGUCGUUGAAAGUACAGCAUCGGGGCGUGUUGUGGAUCGGAUCAAUGAACCCAAUCACGUGUUUCGACUUGCCGUUGUACUCGAUACCGCAUUAUCCAUUGGUAUCCUCACGUUGAGUCAUAUUGGACCCGUACUAAGCAUGUACACGGCGCGUCUAAUGACAGCUCCUUACCGCGAAAGUUGUAUGCGUAUGGGAACGAGUAUGCGAUGGUCGGUGUUACAGGUGUCGUUGAUGCAUUCAGGAACAGCACGUGACGAUUGGAUGGUGUGCAUCAAACCUGAUCCACGACAGACCUAUAGCCUUUUCUUGUUUAUCCUUUGGUCCCUUAUUGCAUCCAUCGGUCCAGUCAUCUUUUGGCCAUUGAUAAGCCAUACAUCCAUCGAACCCAUUGAACAAUUUGGUCGUUUGGUUGCUAUCCUUAGCUGUGUAAUUGGUGUCCCUUGGGUCGUCCUUGCCAUGUCAGUCAAACUACAACGCAAUAGAAGCAAAUCCGACAUUGAAGCUUGGUUACGCAUUGGUUUUCAUCCACAUACAAUCAUCAAUGUUGGCCUUGUCAUUGUACUCAUUAUUCUCGUGGAGAUGGAAAUCACCAUCGAUUGGAUUUACCUUUAUUUAUUGGAAGGCAUCUACUUUAUCCAGUGGCUGAUAGGAGAAUACACAGGGAAAUGGGUCUAUCAAAGUACAGCAUGGUUCAUGCUUGGUGCUCUUGGAGCUUUCCGUCUCAGCAAUGUCCCUGACGACAAUUAG
Messenger RNA from Lichtheimia ornata, 1836 nucleotides. RefSeq lists its product as uncharacterized. The coding region runs from base 1 to 1836 and encodes 611 amino acids. The record is from RefSeq and is a predicted model, not a curated record. The transcript has a single exon. Lineage: Eukaryota; Fungi; Mucoromycota; Mucoromycetes; Mucorales; Lichtheimiaceae.